Messenger RNA from Halteromyces radiatus, 1498 nucleotides. RefSeq names its product mitochondrial carrier domain-containing protein. The record is from RefSeq and is a predicted model, not a curated record. Gene Ontology annotation, biological process: transmembrane transport. NCBI's taxonomy places the organism in Eukaryota, Fungi, Mucoromycota, Mucoromycetes, Mucorales, Cunninghamellaceae. The coding region runs from base 120 to 1244 and encodes 374 amino acids. Gene Ontology annotation, cellular component: mitochondrial inner membrane. The transcript has 7 exons.
UUUUAAUCUUUUUCUCUUUCUUUACCAUUCCUCCAUUCUUUCCCCUCUUUCUUUUUUUUUUCUCUCUCUCUCUCUUUUAUCUUUGUUUUCCCUCCUUGACCAUUGUUUCUUCUUUUUCAAUGCAUAGUCAGCGAUCUUUGUCAUCGCCUACUUUGCCUUCCACUUCUUCCGUCAAUCAUGAAACCAACCAGACAAUGAAUUCAAAAACGACACCAUCCUUUGAAAGAACUACUGAACUACAAAAAAGACAAAAUUGGGAUUAUGUUAUUCGGUCAGGACUUGCUGGUGGUAUUGCCGGAUGUAUGGCUAAAACUGCCAUUGCUCCCUUAGAUCGUGUUAAGAUUUUGUUUCAAGCAAGAAAUCCUGUAUUUGAAAAAUAUGCCGGUACAUUUACAGGAGCUUUCAAAGCUGGGCGGGAUAUCUUUAAAAAUGGAGGUGUCCUUGGUUUAUUCCAAGGUCAUUCUGUCACUCUUCUUCGAAUCUUUCCUUAUGCUGCCAUUAAGUUUGUUGCUUAUGAACAAUUUCGUGCUAUAUUGAUGCCGACAAAAGCUCAAGAAUCACUUAGAAGACAAUUUAUGGCUGGAUCAUUGGCUGGUGUAACAUCAGUAUUGUUUACAUACCCGCUGGAUUUAGUACGAGUACGAAUGGCAUAUGAUGUCAAACAACCAGGUACAAAACGACCAAGUUUAAUCACAACAUUGAAACAAAUAUACAAUGAACCAGCAGCUAGUAAACGGUUUGGAGGAUUACAUAUAUUGAACUACUAUCGUGGAUUCUUACCUACAGUGGCUGGGAUUAUACCUUAUGCUGGAGUAUCAUUUUGGACUUACCAUCUGGUCACCAAGUUUGCUCGGUUCCAUCCUACUGCGGCUCCUUAUACUUUGGCUGCUAUUGAAUUUGAUUUUGAUCCUACUGAUGAUGAUUUGACUCCUAGUCAACAAAGACUUGUGGAUAAACCUCCUCUGAAAACUUGGGCUGAAUUGGUUUGUGGUGGGGUUGCUGGAUUAGUAGCUCAAACAAGUAGUUAUCCUUUGGAGGUUAUUCGAAGAAGAAUGCAAGUAGGCGGUUUACUCAAUCCAGAUAUAUUUGUUAGAUUCAUCGAUACAACCAAGGAAAUAUAUAGGAUUAAAGGAUUCAAAGGCUUUUACGUGGGACUUAGCAUUGGUUAUCUCAAGGUGACUCCUAUGAUGGCUGUUAGUUUUGCUGUCUAUGAACGAAUGAAGCAAAUUUUGGAUAUUGAUUAAAAAAAAAAAAGAAGAGAAAACUGUUAUUUACUUUUGAUACAAAGCUCUUUGCCCUUUUUUUUUCCCUUGAUAUGUGUAUACCCUCGAUUUUCUUUAGUUUUGUGUAUUAUAGACUUUUCUUUCGUUUUAGUUAGUUCUUAUCAUCCCUUUAGACAUUAUUUGAUUAUUAUUAUAUAAAUUUUUUUUUUAUCAUUUGUGUAGUUUUAGAGAACAUCAAAACGAAUAAACUUUUUAUUAUUAUUAUUAUUGUUACA